AUGGUCUACCACACCUGCUGCAUCCUCCUCUUCAAGCCCUUCCUCCUCAAAUCCAAAGACACCCCCGCCGCCCUCAAGACCGACACGGCGAAGCGCGCAGAGGUCCUCUGCAUCGAGUCGGCGAAACGAAUCUGCCACGCGGGGAAAAAAUACCGCCAGGUCUACGGCUCGUUCCGGCGCAGCCCCAUUUCCGCCACGCACUGCACGCUUACCGCGGCGCUGGUGCUGAUUCAGUACGCGAGCCCUGAUCCGGAGUUUGCGAAUACGGGGAGGCCGUGUUGUACCGUCUACAUCGAAGCAUGCCUCGAAGUCCUAGCGGAACUAGGCAUCUCCUGGCGUCCCGCCGCCAAGAUGCGAUGCGAUCUCAUAAAGUACCUGUACCAAAAGUACCCGGAGCGGAUACCAAACUCCAUUCUGCAGCAGCAAGGCGCCCGCAGGGAUCCGGACCCGGAUCCGACGGCGUCGGUGGGGGUCGAAAGGGACAUGGACGGCGCGGCGGCGCCGAGUUCUGCGCAGCCGCAGCAGACGCUGGAGCAGAACCUGUGUCCCCUGAUGAACAUGAUUGACCAAGAUUUCGCGUGGGAUGCGUCCAGCGCGGCUGAUCAGGCGCUUCAGGGGGCGUUGCUGAGUAACGGCGGGUCGGAGUCGGCUUUCAACACGCAGUUUGCGCUGGCGGAAUCUAUUAGUGAGCUCGGGGAGCAGAACGGGCUGAGUUUCAUGGACGAUAGCUUUUGGGCGGGGAUGAAUUUUGAUGUAAAUUUCGAAGCACAAAAUCCAUGA
Colletotrichum phormii is the source of this 780-nucleotide messenger RNA. RefSeq lists its product as uncharacterized. The transcript has a single exon. The record is from RefSeq and is a predicted model, not a curated record. Lineage: Eukaryota; Fungi; Ascomycota; Sordariomycetes; Glomerellales; Glomerellaceae. The coding region runs from base 1 to 780 and encodes 259 amino acids.